This is a messenger RNA of Aureobasidium vineae, 1404 nucleotides long. Lineage: Eukaryota; Fungi; Ascomycota; Dothideomycetes; Dothideales; Saccotheciaceae. The record is from the annotation of a GenBank genome assembly.
CUCUGUUCUCUUUCCACCUUUCAAUUCCCAUCAAUCAUGUUUCUCAUCUACUUACUUCCCAUCCUGUUUAUCCUCUACUUCCUCUAUACCCGCCUCACAUCUUCCCUCUCCAAACUCCCCGGCCCUUUCUAUACUAAAUUCACGCCUGUCUACCUUAUCUACAAAGAGUUUACCGGUCAGCGGCGACUCUACAUCGACUCUCUGCACUCUACUUAUGGCCCUGUCAUCCGCAUAUCCCCCACCGAAUGCAGUUUCGCCAGCUAUGAAGCCAUGAAGGAGAUUUAUACCUCUGGCGGUAGUGGCUACGACCGAACAGAGUUUUAUGAACUGUUCAUGCAAUUUGGAACCAAGACCUUGUUUUCCAUGCCGCCGAGGGGUGAGCAUAGUCAGAGGAAACGGUUGCUUGCGGACAGAUAUGCGAAUAGUAAUAUUUUGAGGCCAGAAACAGUGGAGGGCUUGACAAAGAGAGCGAAUCGGUUUUUGGAGAAUUGUUUAGGAGAGGAGGGGGCUGAUGCUGAUGUUUAUCAUUUGUUUGCUCCCUAUGGCACGAACUCGCUCGAGGAUCCCGAGAAUUUUAAGAUCAUGCAGGAAAUGUCUUAUGCGGAUAGUCUGCGAGGUUUGUUCUUUUACUAUGCACCGAAGCUUGCCGAACUGUUCGACAGGCUCAACUCAAAGCGCUCGCGAUCAGUACCUCUGGCCAACGAAUUCGUCCUCGAUGCAGUAAAGAAACUCAAUCCAGCAUCCUACUCCCUACUCUCAAAACUGCAUUCCAAAGCUUCGGAACUGGAGGAUCUUUCUGCAGCAGCAGAAUGUAUGGAUCACUUGGCUGCCGGCAUCGAUACUACUGGCGACGGACUCUGUUUCCUCAUGCACGAGAUUUCUUUGCCUGAAAACGCUCACAUUCAAGAUCGCUUACGGAAGGAAAUAAACAGCAGCAACGACAAGAGUUUUGAUCAAUUGCCUUAUCUGGAUGCGGUGGUGAAGGAAGGACUUAGAGUUUUCCCACCCAUCCCCAUGAGCUUUCCGAGAUAUACGCCCGAUGCCGGCGCAGUCUUGGAUGGCUAUUAUAUCCCUGGCCACACCAUAGUUUCCUGUCAGCCUUUCACUCUGCACAAGGAUCCUAUUGUGUUCCCUUCGGCUGAGAGAUUCGAUCCGCAGCGAUGGCUUGAGGAUCAGGGAGAAUUGGAGCGAAACCGCAUGUUCUUUGCUUUCUCGCAGGGUGCGAGGGGUUGUAUUGGGAAGCAUCUGGCUUUGGCUGAGAUGAAGAUACUCUUGCGAGAAGUCUACGGGAGCUAUAGAACGGUAUUGGGCAAGGAGAAGGCGGAUAUGAGGUUUGAUGAUCAAGUCAUCUCUUCACGACCCAAGGGACAGAAGUGUCGAUUGCGAUUUGAGAAGGUUGUUUAG